This is a messenger RNA of Engraulis encrasicolus (European anchovy), 3881 nucleotides long. It is a transcript of the gene ddx46, whose product is annotated as DEAD (Asp-Glu-Ala-Asp) box polypeptide 46. The record is from RefSeq and is a predicted model, not a curated record. Lineage: Eukaryota; Metazoa; Chordata; Actinopteri; Clupeiformes; Engraulidae. Bases 117 to 3425 code for a protein of 1102 amino acids. The transcript has 23 exons. Gene Ontology annotation, molecular function: ATP binding; RNA binding; RNA helicase activity.
GCUUGUGUAUGACGUAGCAGUUAUUUGGUUGAUGGCAAAGCUUUCAGCUGCAACGCAGGUUUGAUUUACCUAGUCAAAGCCCUGGGUCAUAAUUCGAAUAUUUCAAUUUAAGGAAUAUGGGCAGAGAGUCAAGACAUUACAGGAAGCGUUCGGCCUCCAGAGGGAGGUCGGCAAGCCGAUCACACAGCCGCUCACCCGACAAGCGCUCCAAGAAAGACGAGAAGGGUGCCGCCAGGAACCGAGACCGCAACAGGCGGGAGCGCUCUCGCAGCAGAGACCGCCGGAGGUCACGCUCCAGAGACAGGAAACGCCAAAGGCGCUCCAGGAGUCGCGAGAGGCGCAGGUCCCGCAGCCGAGAGCGGAGGAGGUCCAGGAGCAGGAGCAGGAGCAGGAGCCGCUCCCGUAGCAGGAGCAGGGGGCGGAGGUCACGAUCAGCCAGCCCUAGCAAGAGCAGGAAGGCCGAGGAAAGCAAGGAGAAAUCCAACAAUGGGGAAUCCACAGGUGAAAAGAAAAAAGUGAAAGAGGAAAAAGAGGAAGAGAAGAUUGAAGACCAAGACUUUGAUCAGAACACUCUGGAGGAGGAGAUGAGGAAGAGGAAGGAGCGGGUGGAGAAGUGGCGUGAGGAGCAGAGGAAGAGGGCCAUCGUGAACAUCGGGGAGAUCAAGAAGGAGCUGGAGGAGAUGAAACAGGGCAAGAAGUGGAGUCUGGAGGAUGACGAUGAUGACGAUGAGGAGGCCUUAGCUCCGCCAGAGAUAGACGAGGAGGAGGAGAAAGAGGAAGAGGAGAAGAAUAAGCCGCCAGAGAAAAAGCUCAAAGUGGAGGAUGAUGAUGAUGAUGAGCUGGAGGUGGAAAAGGAAAAGGUGAAGAAGGAGAAGGAAGAGGAGAAGGAAGAGGAGAAGGAAGAGGAGAAGCCGGAGGCCAUGGAGGAGGAGGCCGAGGACGAGGUGGACCCUCUGGAUGCCUACAUGGAGGAGGUGAAGGAGGAGGUCAAGAAGUUCAACAUGGGCACCAUGAGGGGCAAGAACGAUAGCAAGCCCCAGAAGGGAGGCAUGGUGACUAAAGUAGUGACUGUGGUGAAGACCAAGAAGAUGCCCCAGACCCACAAGAAGAAGGGAGAGCUGAUGAUAAACGACCAGGAUGCAAUGGAGUACUCGUCAGAGGAGGAAGAAGUCGACCUGGCCACGGCCCUGACUGGAUUCCAGACCAAGCAGAGGAAGGUUCUAGAACCCGUGGACCACCAGAAGAUCCAGUACGAGCCGUACCGCAAGAACUUCUACGUGGAGGUCCCAGAACUGGCCAAAAUGACACCCGAGGAGGUGAAUGAGUACCGUCUUGAUCUUGAGGGUAUUACGGUGAAGGGAAAAGGCUGCCCCAAGCCCAUCAAGACCUGGGUGCAGUGUGGCACCUCCAAGAAGGUCUUCAAUGCUCUCAAGAAACACAGCUAUGAGAAGCCCACCCCGAUUCAGGCGCAGGCUAUCCCAGCGAUCAUGUCUGGGCGAGAUAUGAUUGGCAUCGCCAAAACAGGGAGUGGGAAGACCAUCGCAUUCCUCCUGCCCAUGUUCCGCCACAUCAUGGACCAGAGGCCCCUGGAGGAGGGAGAGGGCCCUCUUGCGGUCAUCAUGACGCCCACCCGAGAGCUGGCACUGCAGAUCACCAAAGAGUGCAAGAAGUUCUCCAAGCCUCUUGGACUGCGAGUGGUGUGCGUGUACGGGGGAACAGGCAUCAGUGAGCAGAUUGCUGAGCUGAAGAGGGGGGCGGAGAUCAUUGUGUGUACUCCCGGGAGGAUGAUUGACAUGUUGGGAGCCAAUAGCGGCCGAGUCACAAACCUGCGCAGGGUCACGUAUGUGGUGGUGGAUGAAGCUGACAGGAUGUUCGACAUGGGCUUUGAGCCACAGGUGAUGCGUAUUGUGGAUAAUGUGCGUCCGGAUCGUCAGACGGUGAUGUUCUCGGCCACGUUUCCGCGUGCCAUGGAAGCCCUGGCCAGACGCAUCCUCACCAAACCCAUUGAGGUGCAGGUGGGGGGCAGGAGCGUUGUCUGCUCCGACGUGGAACAGCACGUGAUUGUGAUUGAGGAGGAUAAGAAGUUCCUGAAGCUGCUGGAGAUCCUGGGCCACUACCAGGAGAAGGGCUCCGUCAUCAUCUUUGUGGACAAGCAGGAGCAUGCUGAUGGGCUCCUGAAGGACCUCAUGAAGGCAUCAUACCCCUGCUUGUCUCUACACGGAGGCAUCGACCAGUACGACCGAGACAGCAUCAUAAACGACUUCAAGAGUGGCGCGUGUCGUCUGAUGGUGGCCACGUCUGUGGCAGCGCGAGGCCUGGACGUCAAGCAGCUCAUCCUGGUGGUCAACUACAACUGCCCCAACCACUACGAAGACUACGUCCACAGAGUGGGACGCACGGGCCGAGCAGGGAACAAGGGCUUUUCGUAUACGUUCAUCACGAGUGAACAGUCUCGCUACGCAGGUGACAUCAUCAAGGCUCUGGAACUCUCCGGCUCUAAAGUUCCACCUGACCUGGAAAGACUUUGGGGCUCCUUUAAAGACCAACAGAAGGCGGAAGGGAAGGCCAUCAAGGCCAGCAGCGGCUUCUCUGGAAAGGGCUUCAAGUUUGACGAGACGGAGCAGGCGCUGGCCAACGAGCGCAAGAAGCUGCAGAAGGCGGCCCUGGGGCUUCAGGACUCCGAUGAGGAGGAUGCGGCACUCGAUAUUGACGAACAGAUCGAGAGCAUGUUCAACUCCAAGAAGAGGGUGAAGGACCUGUCGGCCCCCGGAGGAAGCGGGGGCUCCGCGGCGGCCCAGCAGGCUGCUGCUGCGGCUGCCAACCUGGGCAGCCUGACGGGUCUGGCCAUGCCCUCUGCCGGAAACAUCCAGAAGCUGGAGAUCGCCAAGAGGCUGGCGCUCAGGAUCAACGCCCAGAAAAACCUGGGGGCGGAAGCUCAGGACGUGAUGCAGCAGGCCACCAAUGCCAUCCUGCGCGGUGGCACCAUGAUCGCGCCGUCCGUGUCAGCAAAGACCAUCGCGGAGCAGCUGGCAGAGAAGAUCAACGCCAAGUUGAACUACACGCCCGUGGAGAAACUGGAAGAGGAGAGGCAGGCGGCCGAGCAGGCCGAGAGCAUCACACGCUACGAGGAGGAGCUGGAGAUCAACGACUUCCCUCAGACGGCGAGGUGGAAGGUGACGUCCAAAGAGGCUCUGCAGAGGAUCGGGGAGUAUUCGGAGGCCGCCAUCACCAUCAGAGGCACAUACUUCCCCCCUGGAAAGGAGCCUAAGGAGGGAGAGCGCAAGAUCUACCUGGCCAUCGAGAGUGCCAGUGAGCUGGCCGUACAGAAAGCUAAAGCGGAGAUCACAAGGUUGAUUAAAGAAGAGCUUAUUCGUCUGCAAAACUCCUACCAGCCAACCAGCAAAGGCAGAUACAAGGUUCUCUAGUGGGCGAGCGCUGCGAGAAGACGAUGGGAACAAGCUGUCUUUUCUGCUGUUUUAUUCAGUGUACAUUUUUAGAAUUUGGAUUCAUACGAUUCCUACAGUACUUCUCUAGCCGACUUCGUGUGUUUUAUUGAAGAUUAAAUCUAAUUUGAUGUCCAUGUUUUUUGCCAUACAGUCUUAUUGUUUCUGCUACGAUUUGGGAUGUGAAUUAGGUUUGUCAUUUAGAAUGCAAAAGGCAUUUAUGAAAAUGCAGUUUGUUCAAAACUCAUCUGACAACAACGAUCAAGGAAUACAAAAAAUGAAUGUUGGUUGUCUGUGUUGUUCCAUGUGAAAUUUUGUUUCUUCUUUUUUUCUCGCUUUUUUAUUUUAUUUUUCCUGGUUUGACCUUUUAUGCCAAUUUUACAUGCUCAAUGUCAGUCCGUCAACACCUUCAUCAAAUAAAUUGAAUAUGCUUUGGGA